Messenger RNA from Heterobasidion irregulare TC 32-1, 1967 nucleotides. RefSeq lists its product as uncharacterized. The annotation marks the transcript as partial. The record is from RefSeq and is a predicted model, not a curated record. Gene Ontology annotation, cellular component: mating projection tip. NCBI's taxonomy places the organism in Eukaryota, Fungi, Basidiomycota, Agaricomycetes, Russulales, Bondarzewiaceae. The transcript is spliced from 3 exons.
AUGUCUGUCACUUCCCCGCCCAAUCGUUGGACGUCGCCCCCGCCCGUUUACGACCACGGUCUGCGCGCCGGCACCACGCUGAACCCGUACCUCGAGCUCCCCCACCUGCUCUCCCUCACCUGGCUCGCGUACCCCAUCCUCUCGCUCCUCUUCAUCGUCUUCCGCCUCUCCAUCUCCUCCGACUCCGCCCAGACAGCCGUCACGAACGCGAAGGACGACCUGCUCUCCGCGUGCCAGGCCGCCCAGCGCGCCGCGUCCUCCACCGCGAGCAUGCCCCGGUACAUGGCCGUCGCCACGAACGAGCAGAUCGCAGACGCCGUCAACGGGACGAUGAACGCCGCCCGCGCCGCGCUGAUCCUCGCCCUGACGGUGAUGGAGACGGUCAUCAACUUUAUCGUCGACAUCUACCGCUCGACCUUCCUGUGCUUCCUGGAGCUGAUCGUGCGCGGCGCGCUCUCCAUCCUCAUCGGUGCCACCCAGGAGAUCUCCAACCUCAUCACGAGCACGUUCGACGGUCUCCGCACCUCGAUCCAGAACGAUAUCUCUUCGGCCAAUUCGGCGAUCAAAACCGCCAUCGACGCCAUCAACAAGGUCAACCCCUUCAGCGACAUCUCCGUGCCGCAGAUAUCCGUCCCCAGCUUGGACGCGCUCCAGAACGUCACGCUCCCGACCGACUUUCAGGAUGCGCUGCUCAAGCUGAACGCGUCGAUUCCCUCGGUGUCAGAUUUGAAGGACAAGGUCAACGGAAUUCUUGAUACGCCGUUCGAGCUUCUCAAGAAGGAUAUCAAUGAUACCUUCAUCGGCAUCAACUUCAACUCGUCUGUUCUCCCCGUGCCGGAUCGCAGUACUCUUUCGUUCUGCGAUAACAUGGAUACCUCAGUGGUGGACGAUCUGGGUCACGACUUGCUCAAGAUUGCGAAGAUCGGCAUCAUCAUCAUCGCCGCGUUGGCUCUUUUGCUCUUGGCAGGCAACUGUGCGCUGGAAUGGUACAAAUGGCGCUGUCUGAAGAGGCAUCUCGAGUAUACCCGCCAGGCGUGGAUGUCCGACCCCACCAUCGCGCACGAGAACUCUACCGCUUCGCAACCGACCGUCCAGCUCUCCGAUCACAACCUGCUCAUGCUCCAGGCCAACUCGGCGCAUCCUUUCCUGACGCGCCUCGCCAACCAGCUCACCGCGCUGCUCCGUCUGUCUCCGUCUCAGCAUAUCCACGUCCAGUGGUUCUUCCACUACGUCUUCCACCCCCCGGCGCUCGCCUGCUUCCUCAUCGGCUUUUUCGGCAUCCUCUCCGUCCAACUGCAGCUGUUCGCCAUCGCGCCCUUGGAGGCGAGGUACCAGUCCCGGGCGUCCGCCGCCGUGUCUGAUUUCUCAGGCACCAUCUUCACGUCGCUGAACGAGAGCAUGUACAACCAGUCCUCGCUGUACGCGAACGACAUCAACGGGCGCAUCAACGUCGUGCAGACGACGAUCAACGACGGGCUUUUCGGAUGGGUCAACGGGACGACGACGACGCUCAACGACACGCUCAACGUCUUCUACAGCGACAUCCAGAACGCGGUCGCGACCGUGUUCAACGGGACCAUCCUCGAGCAGCCGGCACAGGAGUUCAUCCAGUGCUUCAUCGGCUCCAAGGUCGACGCGCUCGAGGACGCGCUCACCUUCCUCCACAACAAUCUCGUGAUCAACAUGCCCCGCGUCAACGAGAGCGCGCUCGUGCUCUCGCCCGACCAGAUCAACGAGGCGUCGCAGCCGAUCGCGGCGGCCGCCAUCGGCGGGGGCGACGGCAACAGCGAGGGCCUCGUCGGCAGGCUGAUCAACACGUACGUCCAGUCGCUGAAGAAGGAGCGCGUCAUGUUCGCCGUGUUCCUCGCCCUGUGGGGCUUCGUCGUCGUCAUGGGCCUGUGCAUCAUCCUGUGGCACUCGUACGGCAAGGGCUGGAUGGAGUCGCGCAGGAGGCGCAAGUGGCGGCG